AGAUGAAUAAUCCCCUUACUUCUUACUUCUAGAAGGCGUUGCAUGCGGUUUCAUUAUUUAUAAAACAGCGUAUGGAUUAAGUGAAGCAGAUUUAGCUGUGUUACAGAGAGAUAUUCAAUCAUGAAAAUACAAACAACAGUUGCUAUCUGCAUCAUACAUGUAUAUGCAACGCUGAUAGGUUUGGCUGACGCGAAACGCAAAAGCGACGUCUCUGAUUGUGGUGUAGCAGGAACAUGGAAGAACCAGCUUGGGUCAAAGGUGACAUUUUCUUGUAAAAAUGGUCAGAUAAACGGCAAAUACAACUCGGCUGUUGGAAAUGCCGAGGAUUACUAUUCGUUGACAGGGCGAUACACGCGUGCAGGGACUGAUGACAAUGCGGUGGUACUUGGCUGGGUUGUAUCCUGGAAUAAUCAAAUGUUUGGAAAUUCAAAUUCAUCGACAUCUUGGUCGGGUAUCUAUUAUCCGGGUGAAAGAAUCAUCCGAACACAGUGGCUGUUGACCAGAUUUAAAGAACGCAACGAUUACUGGAAAACUACGAUGGUAAAUCAUGACGAAUUUACGCCAAUAAAAUGAAUUAUAACUGUAAUGUUGCAAUUUCCAAUUAAAUUGCUUAGAAUCUGUAUAAAUACAUAAAACGAUAAACAUUG
Molecule: messenger RNA, 647 nt
Organism: Ruditapes philippinarum (Manila clam)
Lineage: Eukaryota; Metazoa; Mollusca; Bivalvia; Venerida; Veneridae
Product: streptavidin-V2-like
Exons: 3
Coding region: 121-573 (150 amino acids)
Molecular function (GO): biotin binding
Source: RefSeq, a predicted model, not a curated record